Cylicocyclus nassatus is the source of this 3701-nucleotide messenger RNA. NCBI's taxonomy places the organism in Eukaryota, Metazoa, Nematoda, Chromadorea, Rhabditida, Strongylidae. The record is from the annotation of a GenBank genome assembly.
AAUCAUCGUUACGUUGAAGGAUGGUUAGCGACAGUGAUGUAGAGUCAAGCAGAAGGCCUAGGAUAUCCAGUCGAAGUAACCGAAGUGUUCAAUCAGCAGAAGAUGUCUCCGAAAGGCAACGCAGUACCAGGUCGCGCUCAAGAAGAACAGCACGUUCUUCGCGCAGAAGCGGCAGAUCUGCCUUUCAGUCGGAUCGCUUUGACGUGGAUAGCCAGCGGGGCAGGUCUAAAAAAUCUGAAAGAAUGCAAAGCAGCAGAAGAAGAUCGAAGAGAAAGCGGAGGCGACGAUCGAAAAGGAGCAGAUCAAAAACAUGCUCUUUGUACAGCCGCAAAUGCCCUAAGCACGUUACAGACAAGGCUCUGUCAAGAGCAGCUGCCAGUGAUAGAGCACGCCGAGAAAGAGCAACUGUAAGACAGAUGAUGAGAGCUUACGGAAUGACAGAGCCGAUGUUGAUGGGAGCAACAAGGAGACAAAGCGCGUAUUCUUCUAUGCGGGGAUUAGUGAUGUAUCUGCAGUGCAUAUGCAUCAUGGGAUGUGCAAUCAUGGCGAUUUUGGCCCAACGACUUUUCAACACUCGAGGAGACCUGAACUAUUACCUCUUUGAGAUGACUUUUGAGCUUCUACUAUACUUUGUUGCUGUCUGCAAUAUUGCAGCUCCCAGUUACACUUCCCGGUACUGCAAUGUAGUUUUUUUCGUAAUUGCUGUCGGUGUUAAUUUCUCCAAUAUCCUCAUAGUUGCAAGAUCAGAAGGUUUAUUUUUUCAAUGCCAUAAAGGGGGUGUUCUCAUGCAACAUUGCCUUGUUUUGGAUAUUCCCACUCACUAUCACACCGUUUAUACGUCAGCUUUUCUAAUGUUCUUCCACUUGGCCAUUGCCCUUGUAUGCGUGUCUAUUAUCAUAUUCUAUGAUGAGAGCUUAGACUGGUAUAUUGAUCAUACACCAGGAGCACCAAAAUGGGUUACUACUUUGCCGCUACACCUGCACGAACGUUAUGAGAAAGCACGAGCUAUAGCAAAGAAGCUUAAAGAAAGAGACUUAGUUACGAAACUCAAAAAGCCAUUUGAGGUAGCUGACUUGCCUCCAGGGACAACGAUCACUAGAGAGCAGUCAGAAUAUUCAACCAGAACCACUACGUACGAUCGAUCGGGCAAGAGUAAUGUGGGACCAGAACGAGUUACCAUGAGUAGAUCGUAUUCUCUGAAAGCGCCGGGAAAAGAAGCUGCUACAAGUCGACGCAAGUGGGUAAUUACUCGUCCUCCACCAAACGCUGAUAAAAUUCUCACACCUGCAAAGGACGAGAGGGCAAUCAAGAUGGAGACUGCUAUAGAAAAGCCUAGUAAAGCUGACAAAGAAUCGCCACCGCCGUCAAACAGAGAGGAUCACUCUAUGUCAGAAAGGUCUGAGCGCAAUAGAGCUGGAAGGGAUGUAAUCUACGACGAAUCUCGCGUGACGAGGAUGCCUGCUCUGAUAUCUCCUUUAGCAUACAUGAUGAACAAGAAUAUAACAGAAAAGCAGAGUACAUAUAUGGAUGGUGCGCUUAUGUUAGCAAUUUUCCAGGGCAUUUCCGAUGAAACAAACGCGCUUUUGGACCAACGAAAUGUGACAUUUCCCAGCCUGCGAUCUCUCAAAAUGACAUCUAUGGAACUACUGAGCCGUCCUCCUCCAAACAGGAAGGUCGGUGUUGCAAGCAUGGACACUCGUAACGUACUCGUCUUGGGUGAAGAAGACUUGGAAGCAGAGAGAAUGCUAGGAUUGCGUGAAAACAGAGGAGGACUAUCAUUGCCAUCACACUCGAAUCAACAGCAGCCAGUUUUUGAAGUAUGCACGUUCUCCGGAUGCUCGACUAGUGGACCUAAUGGUCGACUAGUUGAGCAUCUGAAGAACGACUGGCGAGGAAAAAGCUUUGGAGGAGGAAGAGGAGAGAGAGCCGCCAGUAUUUACAUCGCGAUGUCCGGGAGUAACUGCACUUGCCCUACCCAAGGUAUAGCAUGCUUUGGUCGAUUCACAGAUGCAUUCAUCCGCUUCACCACUACGCUAACACUGUUCGACGUGCCUGACUUCUAUCGGGCCAUUGAUAGCAUCAUAACCAUGUCGGAAUUGAGGAAACGACUCUACGUUUCCGACCUCUUUAGGUCUCUGGGACAUUGGAAUGACUUGUAUGCAAUGACCAUUGCCCUCAAUACAUUAGUAUUUUCCUCUGUACAAUUGCAUUAUACCUUCAGAAGAUCUCUUGGUUGGAAAAGAAGUGAUUUUGAGUUCCACGAUUGUGAAGGAAAUUUCUACUCACUCAUAAAAGAGAACGUAACCCUUUUCAUUGAGAAGCAAUACGGAGAAUCUGGGGCAAAGUUUACAAAGAACGAGUUCCCUCUAUUCAUAGAAAGUGGUGAAGCUUGCGGAGUUUUGCUUCUGGUUGCUUUGUUCAGAAUGAAAACAUCACGGUUAUUGUUGAUUGGAGCAUUGUUGUACUCGAUCUGCCCGGUGCUAAGCCUGACGAGUAGUAAAACGUUUGUGCGAGCCUCCAUUUUCCUCUCAGGAGUAUCGGUGCGACUGAUGAGAAUUCCAAUGAUGAUGCACUGUAUGGAAAGCCUUCCAAAACAUCUCCGUGUACAUGCUUUAUCGAUAAUGUUUGCAGUGGGAGUGAUUUUUAACAUGUGCAUGAUACUGUACUCUAAAGUAGUCAACUAUUCGUUGUUCUGGACACACGCGAUGGUUGCAAUAUCCAUAGUCACAACAUGCUGUUUGCACAUCAGAUUUGCUCCACCCGAUAUCAUGUACACUCUUCUAAUGGCAAAAACAAGCUUGCUCACUGAGGAAUUGGAAAAAUGGGUGAAGAGAGGAAAAUUAAUAAAUAUAGACUCGCUUAUCGAUAAUAUUUUGUACCGCGGACCGGUAUUCACUUCUCGAAUGAGCACUUUCAAGAACCUCUUGAGAUUCGGGCCACUUUUUCGUAAAACAGCAAUUUGUGCUUGUCUUUUGCCACUGGGAUCGCUAAUUUUCUCAUCUUCAUUUGCUUACCUUCACGAUCGUCUUUCAUAUGGGGCAUACGAGUCGGACUUUAUGUCAAAUAUUUGCAGCUUACUCGGUCUGGUGGUAACUGUCUACCUCUGUCCGAGAUUAGGACGCCGUCUUACAUUGACUCUUAUGCUGUCAGUAGCUAUUAUGAGCCAAAUUUUACUGCUCAACUUAAGAUUAGAAUCGUAUAACGCCUGUCGAAGGAUGAACAGCCCUCAAGGUUGGCGUCUGUUUGCUGCUCAUUUGACUUAUGCGUGCGGAAUGAUAUCUGCUACAGUGCUAUUAAUAGUGCCAAGAGUGAUUUUAAUGGAGCACGUUCCCACCUCACUAAGGUCUCUUGUACCCCUUGCUUUUGUAUACUUGAAUGUUACGGUCCUUAUCCGUAUCGCCGUGCAACAUGUAGCAACGCGUCUUUCAAAAGCAUAUCCAAAUGCGGGAUUGAUCUACUCUUUGGGCUAUGCAAUACUUGUAGCACCUUUCGCUCUCUUACUCGAUGAUUCCACACAUCUCCCGAUAAACACAGCAGAGAUCCCAGUGUUUACACCUCCUCGAACCGUAUAUCCAAAGCACAUGGACCCCAACGACACUCCGUCAGAGCGCUUCUCCGUACGCAUGAUGUUACAAGCAUGUGCAGCAGCGCAGGAGGCUAAGAUGCAUGCUACAGCUGCCACAGCAUCGGCGGAGUUUUAG